Molecule: messenger RNA, 1812 nt
Organism: Bacidia gigantensis
Lineage: Eukaryota; Fungi; Ascomycota; Lecanoromycetes; Lecanorales; Ramalinaceae
Exons: 2
Coding region: 1-1812 (603 amino acids)
Source: RefSeq, a predicted model, not a curated record
AUGAAGACGCUAACUCCACAAAGGUUGUGUGACGUGUGGGCAUUCAUUUACUCUUUGACGACUCAUACCGGAAUAUUGCUCCUCGAAUAUGAAGCUGUCAGCUACGUAUGGGGUAGCGAGGACAAUCCAGUCAGCUUAAACUGCGAUGGUCGUGAGAUGAAGAUGACGCAAAGUCUUGCGGGCGCUUUACGUCGCUUUCGUCAAGAAGGUUACGCUCGUACUUUGUGGGUCGACAGCAUCUGCAUCAACCAAGCAGAUUUGUUGGAGAAGAGCGCGCAAGUGCCCAUGAUGAGCAACAUUUUCAGGAGAGCGUCCUGUGUGCUCAUAUGGCUAGGCGAGGAGAGGCAGGAUAGUGACGACGCAUCCAAAGCUUUCCGCUGUAUGACAAUCCUCAACAAGAAUUUCUCGGGUCGUGAAGAACUUCAUAAAUAUCACAAUAUGACUUUCAAGGAUAAGUCUCGAUAUCUGGACCAGGUAGAGCGGGAAUUCCGUCUACCAUCGCGCGACGAUGUGGCAGCUCUAAAUAAUUUGUUCGAGAGCCCAUGGUUCGGAAGAGCCUGGACAUUUCAAGAGAUACAGGUAGCUCGCAACAGCAAUUUCUAUCUUGGCUUAUACCGUAUGGAAGUAGAAAUGCUCUAUCAUAGCAGGGUAACAUUGGACCAGCUGGCUGCCUCUACACAAGACUUCAGAUUCCUCGUUCGUCGAAAUCCGCUCGCACUUUACUCGUUUGUCCAACACUCUGUGAAAGACUCGAUCACAUCAGACACUCGGAGGACCUUGAGAUUCCUAUCAACUAUGUCAGUACGGCGAGGUGCAGGCUGCAAGGACCCGCAUGACUUAAUCUACAGUAUCCUCAAUAUCGUUCAGGAUGGCCCAUCCAUCAAGAUCAAUUACGCGCAGCCUUGGCCGGAGAUGUUUGCAGAGUCAACAGCUCAAUACAUAAAUCAAUCAGAGAGUCUCGAGAUCUUGAAUCAAGCCUUGCCUAAGACAGAUCUUACCACGUUGCCUUCGUGGGUGCCCGACUGGCGUCUAGGGCCAGAUCAUAACCUUGGAGGAGCCAUGCGCCUCACAAAUCUCACCGGGAGACCCUAUCGCUGCACUGCCUCCUCCAAUGUCGACGGGCGUUUGUCUUCGUCAUGUAGGGAUCUUAGUCUCCAGGGUUUACUUUGGGAUUCUAUUCUCGCAGUAACCGAGAGUAGUCCCAAGGCAUCAGCUUUCAAGUGGAUGCAAAGACAAGCGUUCAAUCUGCACGGUGAUCAGACACUCAACAGCCCCGAGCAAGAAGAGCUCCCAACACCUGACUCAACCUCCUGCUUCUAUGAACCAACAGGACAAAAUUUCAACAACUGUUGUAUAACACUAUGCCUCUUGGACAUAGAUCCUACGCAAGGCCUUGGUACGGCCACCAGCCACCGUUGGCGUUCAUCGUCCAUUGAACGUGAUACAGAGACCACCAGCUACGAUGAGUUUAAGAAACUUAUAGGGGAGGCAUCGGAGACAAACAUGUCGCAAAGACGCAUCGCAUUCACUCAACACGGUCGGUUCGGUGUUGUGCCAAAAGCUGCGCGCGUUGGAGAUACAAUAGCCAUCCUCAUGGGCGGAGACGUACCCAUCUUGCUAAGGCCGGAUCCAAGCGAUCACAAAUACGAGUUCGUCGGCGAAUGUUAUAUGCAUGGUUUCAUGGAUGGACAAGCUUUGGUCGAAGCAAGACGCAAAGCAGAGCCAGACUACGAUCAUAAGGAUACGUCUUGGCUGGAGAGACUGCACGAAGAGCCUCUACCGUUCCCCACGGUUGAGAUCACCAUCAAAUAG